AUCUGCUGACAAAAAGCGACCUCCUGGUUCUCUGGUGAUAGCUAAAAAUAUCUUACACAAUACAUACGAUUGUCAGUUCCAGGACUAUGAACGCAUGGUUUUUGAACCUUUAGUUACAGCCAAAUUUGGAGGUCCAAGCUGGAAUACAAUGAGAGAGUGUAUGAAACACAAGAAUAAACAUAAGACAUGUUUUCAACGACAUAUGCCAAAAAAGUGUAAAGAUUCUACACAUAAAGUCACAAAAGUAUUACGACUUACAACAGACCUAUUGGCGACUGUUCUGCAGUCACGUGACAAUCUCAAGGUCAUUCAUCUCUUCAGAGAUCCACGUGCCAUUAUUAAUUCUAGAAUUGAGACCGAUUGGUACCCUGCAAAAACGGACAAAAUGAUUAUAGAAAACGCUAAAUCGUUGUGCAAUAAAAUGCUUUACGAUUUUCGCGAAGGUCAAAAAGUGCAAAAAUUAUUCCCAGAUAGAUUCAGAUUUCUUUAUUACGAAGAUUUUAGCGUUGAUAUUUUAAACAAGUCUAAAAUAUUAUAUAACUAUUUAGGUAUGAAUGGAAAUGAGGUUUAUUACCCAGAAAUCAUUAAACUUCCGGCUGCUAAGAACGCAGCACCUGUUAAGUCGGAGCGAAAGAAAAAUACAGCAUAUUGGUGGAGAAAAACUUUUAAAUGGGAAGUUGUUGAGAAAAUGGAGGAAAUAUGCAAGGAUGUGUAUAAAGAACUUGGAUAUAAAUCCUUUUCAAAUAAACAGGAAUAUAACGACUUGUCAAUACCCAGUGUAGUCAUACCAAAAGACUAUUUGAUCGUUUGAUGCAAGAGAUUUACUUAAGAAAUAAUGUUUAAGAUAAGCGUGCUAUGAUAGAAUGAUGCGCGGUUAUUGGUAAGAUGCGCAGAAUGCCUAGUAUCAUCUUAUUUCCUAUAAAACUUUUACAAAUAACAACUAAAGCACUCGAAUGCAUGCGAGAACGCUUGUAUAGAAUACCAAAUACCAAAUAAGAUAUUAUAUAAUCUGAGGACAGCUUCUGUGAUGACCGG
Messenger RNA from Ruditapes philippinarum (Manila clam), 1035 nucleotides. Its product is annotated as carbohydrate sulfotransferase 1-like. Bases 95 to 811 code for a protein of 238 amino acids. NCBI's taxonomy places the organism in Eukaryota, Metazoa, Mollusca, Bivalvia, Venerida, Veneridae. The transcript is spliced from 3 exons. The record is from RefSeq and is a predicted model, not a curated record. Gene Ontology annotation, molecular function: N-acetylglucosamine 6-O-sulfotransferase activity. Gene Ontology annotation, biological process: N-acetylglucosamine metabolic process; sulfur compound metabolic process.